UCUUCUGCAAGACUGUCUCUCUUUCUUUCCAUCUCCUUCUCCAUUUGCUUCUAUUCUUUUCUUGGCUCAUGCUAAAAUCCUUUUCUUCUCUCACCCGAAUCGACUGGUGCAACAAAAGUUUAAAGCCCUAACAAGGUAAGAGAGUGGGAUAGAGAUAGAGAGAGAGGAUUUGCAGCUCACAUGGAUGGCAAUGAGAGGGAGAGAAGUUAGCGUUGGAGUUUUGGGUUAGGGUUAGGUUUUCUCUUGGGACGUGGAAUGGUGCUUCUGGGAUUGGGGAGCAAUGUCGGUGCCGUAGGGGGCUGUUGAUGGGGUGCGGGAGCUCGAAGGCGGAGGAGCCGCCGCUGGUGGCGCUGUGCCGGGAGCGGCGGGAGCUCAUCAGGGCGGCGGCAGAGCACCGGUUCGUCCUCGCGGCGGCACACGCCGCCUACUUCCGCGCGCUCGGCCGCGUCGGGGAUGCCCUCCACCGCUUUGUCCAGGAGGAGCUCGUGGCGGUGGCGCCGGCGUCCCCCGUCCUUACAUUGCCGCCGUCCGAAGGGAAGGGCAAGGCGAAAGCCAAGAUCGAGAGGUCGGAGGGGGAAAGCCACGGUGGCGGCCCGGUGGGCGCUUCGGCUUCCUCUUUUGUUUCGAUCUCCCGCUCGCAUUCCGAUGAUUCCCACCUGCAUUUGCCGUCCGACGAUGAGUCCGAGGAGAUCACUGGGGAAAGUAGUGAUAUUGGUGGAGGCAGUGAGGAUUCGGAACGUUCUUUUCCUCAUCAUCCAUUCUAUGGUGCUCCCAUCCCUAAUUACCACUACAUGAAAUCGGCCUCCACGGUCUCCUCCACCACAGUUUAUCAGAAUAGCUAUCCCACAUGGUCCAACACGGCCCAUGUGGGAUAUGGCUACUACGGCUAUCCAGUGUACAGUGCCCCGAUGGAUCCAAUGCAGCCGCAUGCUCAUGAUGAGCAUUUCUAUCAGAACCCGCCUCAGAGGGAGGAUAAGCCUUCUGAUCCCCCUCCGCCGCCACCACCCGCAGAUGGAUCUGCUUGGGACUUCUUUAACCCUUUUGAUUCAUACGAGCAGAUGAUUCCUGGGUACUUACACGGAAACUAUGGAGUGGGUUCGGUCACAAGCAGUCCUAACUCGAGCGAAGUAAGGGAGAAGGAAGGCAUUCCUGAUCUGGAAGAGGAAACAGAGCAAGAGUCUGUUAUUGCGCCAGUGAAGGAGAGGAAGGGGGCAGAUAAGGAUGCUGCAGGGAGUGUUUCUGGUGAGAGGGGCUCGAAUGUGGCAGCAAUGGAGCAAGAAGCCAUUGGCAAAGGUGAUGCAGUUGCGCCGGAAGUAAAAGAAGACAGUCAGGAUAUUUCUUCGGUCAGUAAAGUCGAAGAGGAUGAGAUGGAAAAGAAUACGAAGAAGAAAACUGUGAUCUUUGAGGACAGAACAUCACUUGUCACAGAUGACAGCAAACCGAGUAAAGAAAAUGCAUUAUCUGCACAUGGUACGAGGAACGUGAUGGAAGUUGUGACUGAAAUCAAAGAACAAUUUGAGUCAGCUGCUAACUGUGGUAAAGAGGUCUCUGAGAUACUUGAGGUAGGCAAGUUACCGUACAGAUCAAGAAACCGAAUUCUGAGAGUGAUUUUAUCGAGAAUUUUGGACCCUGCGGUUCCGCCUGUUCGGCCAUCAUCACAACCAUCAUUCACGAGUUCACAACAUCCAGCUUCAAGGUCAUUGAAAGUGAAAAAAGCUGAUCGUGCUGCUUGGGGGAAUAUGGAUAUUGAUCCUGGCAAACUUUCAUCAACACUUGAAAAGUUAUAUAUAUGGGAGAAAAAACUUCAUAAAAAUGUGAAGGAAGAAGAAAGACUGCGAGACAUCUAUGAAAGGGAGUGGAAGCAACUCAAAGCUUUGGAUGAAAGUGGUGGAGAAUCUUGGCAGAUAGAUUCUACACAGGCUUCCAUAAGAAAUUUGGUUACAAAACUGAACAUUGUGAUUAGAUCUGCCAAUCACAUUUCAAGCAGGAUACACAAAAUAAGAGAUGAAGAGUUGCGACCCCAGCUGACUGAAUUAAUCCAGGGAUUGUUGAAAAUGUGGAGGUUUGUGCUUGAUUGCCAUCACAAGCAGUUUCAGGCCGUUGUUGAAAGCGAAAGCCAGAAUUUUGUUGCCAGAACAGGUGGUUCUGUUGCUAAAGCCACCAUAGAAUUGGAGGUGGAACUCUUGAACUGGUGUGCCUGUUUCAGUAAUUGGAUCAAGGCUCAAAAGGCUUAUAUUGAGGCCCUAAAUGGGUGGUUGCUGAAAUGGCUUCUCCAGGAAAGGGAGGAGACACCUGAUGGGGUUGCACCAUUCUCCCCGAGCCGAAUUGGAGCACCUGGUGCUUUUAUAAUCGCAAAUGAUUGGUACCAUAACAUGGAUGCAAUAUGUGAAGCUGAAGUGAUAGAUUCGAUGCAGACUUUUGCUAUAAACAUACAUAGGUUGUGGGAGACACAAGAUGAGGAGCAGCGCCAGAAGCUAAAGGCCGACUAUUUGUCCAGAGAUUUUGCGAGAAGGCUUAGGUCACUGCAGAAGGAAAACGGGAUGCAUGGACAGGCACAUGUGCCUAUCUCGAAUGGUAACGAGGCUUCACAUCCUGAGCACAAGAUUUCCUUGGAUGCAAUGAAAAGAAGACUGGACGAAGAGAGGGCCAAACAUGAAGAGACCAUAAUUCAGCUCCAGCAGGCUACUGCCAGCAAUUUAAGGAGGGGUUUAGUUCCAAUAUUUCAAGCACUGGAGAAUUUUUCCUCGGAGACAUUGAAAGGUUAUGAGGGAGUUAGAAUCUCGAAUGAUGGUGUUGGAACUUAAAAAUAGCUCUGCUGGUUUAUUUUGGUUUUCCUCGAAGGGCAGGUACUUCCCAAUCUGGAGGUUAAAUGGCAGUAUAAUUCUAAAAGAUCCAACAAUUGCUCAGAACUAAAGGAUACGAUGUGGAAGGCUCCAAGUUGGACAAUAGCUCAUGCCACUCUCUGCAGAUUGUUAAGGGUUGGGGUUAAUUGCUGCAUUUAGAAUAACUAUAGGAAUUACAUUAUUCGUUAAUGCAUUUUUGAAGGACAGGUUUUUGGUGGCAGUGAUGCUGACAAGGAAGAUGUGCUUCAGUGCCAAUCGGCAGCAAGGAAACAGCAGUUGAGCUCUCUUUUUGCUCCUCCUGUAAUGAGUGAAUCUUAGAAUGGAACAGUUUAGCAGAACUCAUCAGAUCGUACUAGCACAGGCUGUCUU
This is a messenger RNA of Musa acuminata subsp. malaccensis (wild Malaysian banana), 3212 nucleotides long. Its product is annotated as protein ROLLING AND ERECT LEAF 2-like. Lineage: Eukaryota; Viridiplantae; Streptophyta; Magnoliopsida; Zingiberales; Musaceae. The record is from RefSeq and is a predicted model, not a curated record.